Messenger RNA from Malassezia pachydermatis, 1224 nucleotides. Its product is annotated as histone acetyltransferase type b catalytic subunit. The coding region runs from base 1 to 1224 and encodes 407 amino acids. Gene Ontology annotation, biological process: subtelomeric heterochromatin formation. NCBI's taxonomy places the organism in Eukaryota, Fungi, Basidiomycota, Malasseziomycetes, Malasseziales, Malasseziaceae. Gene Ontology annotation, molecular function: histone binding; histone H4 acetyltransferase activity. The record is from RefSeq and is a predicted model, not a curated record. The transcript has a single exon. Gene Ontology annotation, cellular component: nucleus.
AUGGCCACCAAAUGGUCCUGCAAUGCCAAUGAGGCGACAUGCCUUCGUCUGGCAGGCGCGCCAGCGCCGUGUGAUGGUGUAUUUCACCCGGAAUUUACAUACCCGAUCUUUGGAGAGGCCGAAACGAUCUUUGGAUACCAAGGCCUGCAUAUCCGCCUGACCAUGGCCUCAGGCAGCUUGGCUCCCUGCUUGGAACUGGACUACAAGGCCAAGAAUGCCACGACCACAGCCAAGAUCGACGAUGUGGAAGGUACGCUUCGUGAAUACCUGCCGGACGAUGAAGACCUGGUCCCACCUGCCAGCAUGGAAGCGCGCAUCCAAGCCGACCAAGCGUCGUUCAAGCCGUUGGGCACGCUGGUCACGACGUACAAACGCAGCAUACCCAAGGCACGUGGAUCCCAAGAGAAGGAGCGUGAAUUCGCCAUCUUUCAUGCGACUUGGGAUACGCCAGGGUUCCGUGCUUGGCACAAACGCGCACAAAUCUUCACCUUAUUUUUCAUUGAAGGCGCGUCGUACAUUGAUGACGAAGAGGCAAACUGGGAAUUCUAUACGGUGUUUGAGCGGACACAGACGCAGACCGGGGAAGCGUGGCAUUUUGUAGGCUACACAUCUCUGUAUCGUUUUUGGUGUUGGCCCGAUCGCACACGAUUGCGCCUAAGUCAAUUUGUCAUUCUCCCUCCCUACCAGGGCCAACGCCACGGCUCGGAAUUGUACAAAACGGUGUAUGCCAAGGCGUUGGACGAUGCAUCGAUUUGUGAAAUGACAGUGGAAGAUCCUUCGGAGGCAUUUGAUCACCUGCGUGAUUCCUGCGACUUGCAAUUCCUCGCACAGCAGCCAGACGUUGCUUCACACCUCAUGAUGCCGAUCGAUCGGACAUGGAGCCGCACUGCCCGGGCCAAGUACAAGUUGGCACCAAGACAGUGGGCGCGUGUCUUGGAAAUGCUAGCGCUCUUACGACUCCCGGACGACGCAGCGAGCCAGCAGGCCUACCGACUGCAAGUCAAAGCGCGAAUUUACGGCGUGAAUCGGGAAGUGCUCGAGGCGCUACCUCAGGAGCAGCGUCUAGAGAAACUCCACGAGACAUUCGAGGCUGUCAUGGAUGAGUACGCAGAGAUGACAGGCGCUGAUGUGCCAGAGAGCCUGCUCGUCCUUCCGCCGCCUUCUCGAAAACGUGCGAACAGUGCAUCAGACCAAGGUAUGCAAAAGACGCCGCGGUUGGUAUAG